CGUUUGGAUAAAAUUUGGAGGAUUCAUAGGAAUUUUGCUUCAGUGAGUAAAAUGGGCACUUCUGAAUUUAACUUCCUGCCUCUGGCAAUCUUGGUCCUUAGUUGUGUAUUUGCUGCGGAGACUUCUGUAGUCCAAUCAAGUGUACAAUCACCGCAUGAUGGAAAAGCCUUGCCCACGGACCAUACGACGAGAUUGGGACUUCGAAUGACAGUACGAGAUUCAGAGCCCUUGGUCCAGACGACCCUUGGGCUUGUGCAGGGGGUUAAGGAAAUCCAGGGAGAGGUCGCGGUGUUCGCUUUCAGAGGCAUCCCUUUUGCUGAGGCGCCUCUUGACAAGCUCAGGUUCAUGCCUCCAGUCCCAGCUUCGCCUUGGAACUCAACGCUGAUAGCUAACGAAUCGCGGAGCGAGUGCGUUCAAUGGUUCGGCGCCGGGGAGGAAGAUUGUCUCUUCCUCGACAUCUAUGUACCGCAGACUGUGUUGGACGUAAACUCUUCGUUGGCCAGCAUUGUGUUCAUCCACGGCGGUGGCUUCAUGUUCGGGAGCACCACGCCCUAUGGGGAAGCAUUUCCACUGCUGCGUCAUGACGUCAUCGUGGCCAUGCCCCAGUACCGUCUGGGUGUUCUCGGAUUCUUUUCCACUGACGACGAAGUUGCGCCGGGCAACCAAGGUCUUCAGGACCAAACCCUCGCCCUCAAGUUCCUCCACGACAACAUAGCAAAUUUCGGGGGAGAUCCGCAGCGUGUCACUAUCAUGGGCUCCAGCGCCGGAUCUGUUUCGGCUCAUUUCCAAAUGGUUACACCAGCAGCUCAAGGUCUGUUCAGCGGCGUGUUGCUGCACAGUGGCUCGAUCACAGCGCCAUGGGCCCUCGGCCGCGACUUCAACAAGAACGCCCACACCAUAGCACGCGAGUUUCAGUGCCGAGCAAACUCAUCUGAGGAAAUUGUGGACUGCCUGCAGCAAGUGAACGCCCACUUGCUCGAAGACACCCUCUACCUCACCAUGGAAUGGAACGGUCAGCCCUUCUGUUUCGCGCCGCGCGUCGACGGCCAGUAUAUUCCCGCUGAACCCGCCCGCCUGCUGCUGGACGGGGACUUUACUCACGUGCCUGUCAUGAUGGGCACCGUCAGGGACGAAGGCGCCAUCGAGGCCACCGAAUUGUUCUACCUGCCGCACUUUAUCCAAUCCCUGGAGGAAAACUUCGAGACGAACGGUCCUAUCAGCCUGAUGUUAUAUCCUGACGAAGAUCCUGUCAACACUGCCUACACCGUUUAUGACUACUACAUUGAUGGCAACAUUACCAGCGACCAGGCUGAUAACCUUACAAGGUUGUACACGGAUUUGUUCUUCCACGUACCUCUCGAUUGGGCGGUGGAGAUGAUGGCAGAACAGGUGCCCGUGUACCUACACGAGCUGCACCACAGGGGCGUUAACGGGUAUACCAACUUCUACCUCGAACACGGCCUCAACCUGUCCCAAGCCGCGAACUGGAUUGCCCAUGGCGACGAUCUUCAAUACAUAUUAAGGACGCCCAGCGAACUGACCACAGCUGACGACAUCGCCGUGAGCGACCUCUACGGCGAACUGUGGGCCAACUUUGCCAAAUAUGGUAACCCCACGCCCACGGCGGACAGUUCCUCGCUAGGCUUCGUGUGGCCGACCGCCACUGCGGACGACUCACGCCAGUUCCUUCGCGUGACUCCUGCGCCGGGCCUCUACCCCUACUACAGGAGCGCCUCCAGGGACUUCUGGGCCACGCUCCCUCUCAGGAUUAAUGCAAUUAUAGCUGGAGGCCGAUGAAUGUAGGUUCUUAUGUUGAGCUCUAAAUAAUUCUUUGGAAAAUAAAUACAAAGAGUGCUGUGCAAUUGUAAU
Hyalella azteca is the source of this 1869-nucleotide messenger RNA. Its product is annotated as cholinesterase 1. The transcript is spliced from 12 exons. The record is from RefSeq and is a predicted model, not a curated record. Lineage: Eukaryota; Metazoa; Arthropoda; Malacostraca; Amphipoda; Hyalellidae. Bases 52 to 1797 code for a protein of 581 amino acids.